Molecule: messenger RNA, 1165 nt
Organism: Momordica charantia (bitter melon)
Lineage: Eukaryota; Viridiplantae; Streptophyta; Magnoliopsida; Cucurbitales; Cucurbitaceae
Product: binding protein
Molecular function (GO): protein binding
Source: RefSeq, a predicted model, not a curated record
GAAGGCCGCUGCUUCACGAGGAAGACGAAGAUGCUCAGGCCGCUGUUUAGAACGAGCUCUUCGAAGCCCACAGCUCUCAAUUUCCUACUUCGUUUCAGUCAAUAUAGGGAGCUGCACAGUAGAAAUCGGAAGGCCAUGGAGUUGAUUGCCAAAGGAUGGAGUGCUUUGAAGGAAGUCGACAGGGUUAUUGAUUAUUGUGAGCUCAAUGAUCGCCGUCUCAUCCCGCUUCUUCGGACAGCGAAGGAAAACUUUGAAUUGGCUCUUGAAGUUGACAAUUCGAAUACCCACGCCAGAUAUUGGUUGUCCAAAUUGCAUUUGAAGUAUCACGUCCCAGGGGGAUGUAAAGCUAUAGGAGCUGCGUUGCUGGUUGAAGCAGCAGAUAUGGGUGAUCCAGAUGCACAAUAUGAACUUGGUUCUCGUUUGAGAGUCGAGAAUAAAUAUGUACAGUCAGACCAACAAGCUUUCUAUUAUCUGGAGAAAGCUGUUGACCAGCUGCAUCCAGGUGCACUUUUUCUUCUGGGUGCAGUAUAUUUAACUGGAGACUGCGUGAAGCAAGAUAUUGCAUCAGCAUUAUGGUGUUUCCAUCGGGCUUCAGAGAAGGGUCAUGCUGGUGCAGCUAUAGCAUAUGGAUCUCUUCUUCUUAAAGGUGUUGAAGUGCCCGAAUCUCUAACAAAAUUCAGCUUAAAGAAUGGUUCUUCAACCAGAAAGGCUAGAAAAAACCCAGAUGGUCCAGUAAUGAGUCCAGUUGAGAUGGCUAGAGAACAGUUUAAUGCAGCAGCAAUCACAGGGUGUGAUCUUGGGCUGAAAUGGUUAAAUAGACUCGAAGAGGAAGAAAGGAGUUUGUCAACCGAAUCCGAAUGAAGGCACAUUGUUUUUCUCAUUGUUAGAAGCACACCAGAUAGCGAAAAAGAAAAACACAUUCGGCUCCUUAAAGAAGAGUUUCAUUCAUUUUAGUACAUUAACCCUGAUUAAGGAUAUGUAAUGGCUGAUUCUUUGUGUUAGCGUAUAUAAGUAUCGGAUGGAUUCUGUUAAUAAAUAUUUUCAUAUAAGGAUGAUAGCAAAGGUAUUAGGAGCCGGAAUAAUGUGGUUGACGAUUCUUCUACAUCAAGAGAGAAUUUAUAAACAGUAUUUUGAAUUGGAGCAAAUAGAUUUCGAACUUACAUUC